Messenger RNA from Pelobates fuscus (common spadefoot toad), 2084 nucleotides. RefSeq names its product NIPA like domain containing 3 (gene NIPAL3). The transcript has 11 exons. The record is from RefSeq and is a predicted model, not a curated record. Gene Ontology annotation, molecular function: magnesium ion transmembrane transporter activity. Gene Ontology annotation, biological process: magnesium ion transport. Gene Ontology annotation, cellular component: membrane. Bases 257 to 1462 code for a protein of 401 amino acids. Lineage: Eukaryota; Metazoa; Chordata; Amphibia; Anura; Pelobatidae.
AAACUCUCUUUUGUUUUCACCAAACAGGAUUGAGUGACAUUCUAAGAACUGAAGAAGUUUAGCCUUGACAUAUGAACUGUAAUAUUUAAUACCAAGGUAUUAAAAUUUCAUCAUCGUGAAAUCGUACAAUGACAGAUUCAUCGUUUUUCAUGUAAACUUAACUUCAGGAUGAGACAGCGAGAAGUGUUUUGAAAGUUGGAAUACAGAUUAAAAAUUGAUCUUGAUGAUGCUAUAGAAAGUAUACUAUUGCAACAAAAUGGAAACAGGACAUGGUUCUGAUCUGCAAUUGGAUGAACUGCCUGUGACUACAACAGCGGCUCCCACUGAUUCAUAUUCUUCAUAUAAGGACAACCUAAUUGGCGCUCUGCUUGCCAUAUUCGGCCAUCUUAUUAUCAGUAUUGCACUCAACUUACAGAAAUACAGCCAUGUACGACUGGCAGGUUCAAAAGAUCCUCGAUCGUACUUCAGAACAAAGACGUGGUGGUUUGGGUUUCUCUUGAUGCUGCUUGGAGAGACUGCGGUGUUUUCAUCCUAUGCCUUUGCUCCCCUCUCUCUAAUUGCACCACUUAGUGCAGUCUCUCUCAUUGCCAGCUCAAUAAUAGGAAUUAUAUUUAUAAAAGAAAAGUGGAAACCAAAGGAAUUUUUUAGACGUUAUAUCUUGUCCUUUAUAGGCUGUGGUUUAGCAAUUGUCGGCACCUAUUUGUUGAUAACAUUUGGACCUAACAGCCAUGAAAAGAUGACCGGAGAAAAUAUUGUGAAGCAUUUAGUCAGCUGGCCAUUUUUACUCUAUAUGCUGGUGGAGAUUUUAGCUUUCUGCUCAUUGCUGUACUACUACAAACAGAAGAAUGCAAACUACAUGAUCAUUAUAUUGCUACUGGUCGCACUGCUGGGUUCAACAACAGUUGUUACUGUAAAAGCAUUAGCUGGUAUGAUCAUGGUUUCUAUACGGGAUACCUUGCAAUUUGGAUACCCUAUUUUCUACAUCAUGUUUGUAUGCAUGGUGGCUACAGCUAUUGCUCAAGCAUCCUUUUUGUCCCAGGCAUCUCAGCUGUAUGAUUCUGCUCUGAUUGCAAGCGUUAAUUAUAUUCUCUGUACAACUAUAGCUAUAUCUGCAGGAGCAGUAUUUUACUUAGAUUUCCGUGAAGAAGACGUGCUUCACGUGUGCAUUUUUGUUUUAGGGUGCCUUAUUGCCUUUCUUGGAGUCUUCCUUAUCACAAGAAAUAGAAAAAAACCAAAAAGCUUUGAACCUUACGUUUCAAUGAACCCUAUGCCAGGUCUUCAGACCAUGCAUGAUAAUGGCAGUGCAAUUCAGCCUGAUUUUGGAAGCUCAUUUUCCUAUGGGGCUCUUGCAAGCAACGACAGUUUAUCCGAGAUAUACACACCUGCAACACUUCCUGUCGUUAGUGAAGAAGCAUCUUCCAGUUUGCCUUAUAAGGUGCUAGAUCACAAUAAGACUGAAUAGGUGUGCACAUUCCAUUUGGGUUUUUUUUUUGUGCACUGGACAUAAAAGAACUAUAUCUGGAAUUUUCUUCCUUUUUCCUCAAAUAUCAGCUUUUUUUUCUUAAAGUUAUAUUUAUUAUGUUGCUACGGAAGAAAGGGGUAUAGGUCACAGAAAAUAAAAGAAUGACAAAGAAAUGUUUGACAAGAAAAAGAAAGAGUUGAAAAUUUGUAAGCCAGGCACACCGUGUUUUACUGUUUUUGAGAUUGAGCUGCGGUGGAACAAACAUUUAUUAACAUGUCACACAAAUAGAUAUACCUGUCAUAUUGAGAUUAACAUUGUAAUCAGUAUUAUGAUCAGUACAGACACACGGGCCAUUCUGGUAAACAAUUUUAAUGGUUAAUUAUAUUACAUAGUGUAGUUUUGACAGAUAUUCUGUGUUCUUCAACCAGUGGAAAAGAUAUUUUUUUUUUUUUUUUUUUUUGGAGCAAAAAGCUAGUUUUCUUAAAAUUGUCUGACUAUUCUAAGCAUUUAAUUCACAUUUAUAUUUGCUUUCCUAACCUAUUUCUCACAUUACAUGCCUGAAAAAGACUAUCUAAACCCGGUGGUCUGCUAUACCUGACAUUAACUGGCUUCAGUUCUUACG